CGCCGCCGCCAUGGUUCCUGCCGCCGCCUGCGUUCUCCUGCUCACCCUGGCAGCCCUCCGUGCGUCGGGCCAGGGCCAGAUACAGAUAGGUGCAGAUCUGGGCCCGCAGAUGCUUCGGGAACUUCAGGAAACCAACGCGGCUCUGCAGGAUGUGCGGGAGCUGUUGCGGCAGCAGGUCAAGGAGAUCACGUUUCUGAAAAACACAGUGAUGGAGUGUGACGCGUGCGGGAUGCAGCCGGCGCGCACCCCAGGUCUGAGCGUGCGCCCCCUCUCCCAGUGCGCGCCCGGCUUCUGCUACCCAGGCGUGGUUUGCACUCAGACGGCAAGCGGCGCGCGCUGUGGACCUUGCCCCGCGGGCUUCACUGGCAAUGGCUCGCACUGUGUCGACGUCAACGAGUGCAACGCCCAUCCCUGCUUCCCGCGCGUCCGCUGCAUCAACACUAGCCCCGGCUUCCGCUGCGAGGCUUGCCCGCCCGGGUUCAGCGGCCCCGCCCACGAGGGCGUGGGGCUGGCCUUCGCCAAAGCCAACAAGCAGGUUUGCACGGACAUUAACGAGUGUGAGACCGGACAGCAUAACUGCGUCCCCAACUCCGUGUGCGUCAAUACCCGGGGCUCCUUCCAGUGCGGCCCUUGCCAGCCCGGCUUCGUGGGCGACCAGGCAUCCGGCUGCCAUCGGCGCUCACAGCGCUUCUGCCCCGACGGCACGCCCAGCCCGUGCCACGAGAAGGCCGACUGCAUCCUGGAACGCGAUGGCUCGAGGUCGUGCGUGUGCGCCGUUGGCUGGGCCGGCAACGGCCUCGUCUGCGGCCGAGACACGGAUUUGGACGGCUUCCCCGACGAGAAGCUGCGCUGCCCGGAACGCCAGUGCCGCAAGGACAACUGCGUGACGGUGCCCAACUCAGGGCAAGAGGACGUGGAUCGCGACGGCAUCGGAGACGCCUGCGACCCGGAUGCCGACGGGGACGGGGUCCUCAACGAGCAGGACAACUGUAAACUGGUGCGGAACCCAGACCAGCGCAAUGCGGACGGCGAUAAGUGGGGUGAUGCGUGCGACAAUUGCCGGUCCCAGAAGAACGAUGACCAAAAGGACACAGAUCAGGACGGCAAAGGCGACGCCUGCGACGACGACAUCGACGGCGACCGGAUCCGAAAUACGGUGGACAACUGCCCAAGGGUGCCAAACUCAGACCAGAAGGACAGCGAUGGUGAUGGUGUAGGGGAUGCCUGUGACAACUGCCCCCAGAAGAGCAACGCAGACCAGAGUGAUGUGGACCACGACUUUGUGGGAGACGCUUGCGACAGUGACCAAGACCAGGAUGGGGAUGGGCACCAGGACUCACGGGACAACUGCCCUACAGUACCAAAUAGUGCCCAGCAGGAUUCAGAUCACGAUGGCCAGGGUGACGCCUGCGACGAGGAUGAUGACAACGACGGGGUCCCUGACAGUCGGGACAACUGCCGCCUGGUGCCCAACCCAAAUCAGGAAGAUGUAGACCGGGACGGAGUGGGCGACGUGUGCCAGGGCGACUUCGACGCGGACAAAGUGGUGGACAAGAUCGAUGUGUGUCCGGAGAAUGCCGAGGUCACCCUCACUGACUUCCGGGCCUUCCAGACGGUCGUGCUGGACCCCGAAGGCGACGCUCAGAUAGAUCCCAACUGGGUGGUGCUCAACCAGGGUAUGGAGAUCGUGCAGACGAUGAACAGCGACCCUGGCCUGGCUGUGGGUUACACGGCCUUCAAUGGCGUGGACUUUGAAGGCACGUUCCACGUGAACACGGCCACGGAUGACGACUACGCAGGCUUCAUCUUUGGCUACCAGGACAGCUCCAGCUUUUAUGUGGUUAUGUGGAAGCAGAUGGAACAGACGUACUGGCAGGCGAACCCUUUCCGUGCAGUGGCUGAACCCGGCAUUCAGCUCAAGGCUGUGAAGUCCUCCACAGGCCCCGGGGAGCAGCUGCGGAAUGCACUCUGGCACACGGGGGACACAGCGUCGCAGGUGCGGCUGCUGUGGAAGGACCCCCGCAACGUGGGUUGGAAGGACAAGACGUCCUACCGCUGGUUCCUGCAGCACCGGCCUCAAGUGGGCUACAUCAGAGUGCGGUUCUACGAGGGCCCUGAGCUGGUGGCUGACAGCAACGUGGUCCUGGACACGACCAUGAGGGGUGGCCGCCUGGGGGUCUUUUGCUUCUCCCAAGAGAACAUCAUCUGGGCCAAUCUGCGUUACCGCUGCAAUGACACCAUCCCUGAGGACUACGAGACUCAGAGGCUGCUGCAGGCCUAGGGACGGGCGUGGGGACCCACUGCUGGAAGAAGGUCACCCCCAGGGCUGCCCUCAGCACGCCAAGCAGGGAGCUCAGUGCCCGGCUCCGAGGGGUGGCUGGACUGGGGGAGGGAAGGCUGAGGGGCUCAGAGAAGACAAAAUAAAGUG
Molecule: messenger RNA, 2428 nt
Organism: Prionailurus viverrinus (fishing cat)
Lineage: Eukaryota; Metazoa; Chordata; Mammalia; Carnivora; Felidae
Gene: COMP
Product: cartilage oligomeric matrix protein
Exons: 19
Coding region: 11-2281 (756 amino acids)
Biological process (GO): cell adhesion
Cellular component (GO): extracellular region
Molecular function (GO): calcium ion binding
Source: RefSeq, a predicted model, not a curated record